AUGAAUACGACAUAUCAAAACAUGACAGAAUGUGACUACACAGUACAUACAGAGACUCACACAUGGAAUUUGUUUUCGGACAGUCGGGCAAUGGACAUGAUGAGGAGAAUGUGGGAAUCGUGUUUGCAUGAUCGAUUACUGGGGAUAUGGAAUUUAUUUCUGGAUGCUAUUAAUCUCCCUGAAUCUCAGCAAGAAGUCGAGAUAACAAACCAAGCCAUUGAACUAUUCGAUCUUGGAAAGAAAAUCGAUCAAAAUCAAACUACUUCUCAAAAAAUCCAAGACAUAUUUUCUCAAUAUAGAACAGACAGAUACUUUGAAAAUCUAUUCCGUGAGUGUGGCAUUGUGAAAGGUUGCGAUGAUGACACUGUUUCAACGCUCCUAGAUCCAUUUAAAACUUUAAACUCGGCAUCGUUAACGAUGUACCUUUUAUUUUCCCUGGUGUUGCUAAACAUUCUUUUUAGAAAUGCAGUACUAUCCAAGAUGAUGUAUUCAGUCUGCAUUGUUAACGCUUAUAUGGCUGGGUCCAUCUGUCUAGUGAACUUGAAAGUUGCUUAUGAACUAAUGACUAGUUCGUGGCCCACGGAGAUGCCUCUAGGCCUUGAAUACCUAGUUAGGCUUUAUCCUUACAGAUGGAUCUACCUUCAAAUAUUUGUGAUGGCGGUAUUUAUCUUUUAUCAUAAAUUUUAUUUGAAAUCUGACGAUGUACAGGAAAAAAGACAAAAUGUUUUCAAAAAGAUUUUUGUGAUCAUCGUUAUUAUUCUUGGUGCAUUUGUUCAAGGCAUUGCUUGUUUAUUCACUAAGAAUAUAUUUCUGACGCAGUCUACUGCAGACUUUUUUACAAUGUUCUGUUUGAUAAACAUUUGCAUGAUGGCUGCAAUCAUAUACUCAUCCGUGACUAUGUUGAAGGCUUCAUAUCGUUACUUUAUCAAAAGAAACACAUCUGAGUAA
Messenger RNA from Vittaforma corneae ATCC 50505, 948 nucleotides. RefSeq lists its product as uncharacterized. The transcript has a single exon. Lineage: Eukaryota; Fungi; Microsporidia; Nosematidae. The record is from RefSeq and is a predicted model, not a curated record. The coding region runs from base 1 to 948 and encodes 315 amino acids.